Molecule: messenger RNA, 933 nt
Organism: Thalassophryne amazonica
Lineage: Eukaryota; Metazoa; Chordata; Actinopteri; Batrachoidiformes; Batrachoididae
Product: protein lifeguard 1
Biological process (GO): negative regulation of apoptotic signaling pathway
Cellular component (GO): membrane; Golgi apparatus; endoplasmic reticulum
Source: RefSeq, a predicted model, not a curated record
CGUGACCUCACUGCCACCGUACGCAGACAAACCUCCAGCCUACUCUGCAGCUCCGGCGCCGUCACAGGAUAUGAGUCAUUCAGUGACAAGAGGCCAGAAACCCCGACAGACACAACCCCACUCAUUUCCUCCUCCUCCUUUGAUGACAAGACAGUGAGGCGGGGGUUCGUCAGGAAGGUGUUCAGCAUCGUGACUCUCCAGCUGGUGUUCACCUUCACCGUGGUGAGCCUGUUCACCUUCUGCAGCGUGGUGAAAGAGGCGGUGCAGACCAACCUGCCAGCGUACCUCAGCUCCUUCAUCAUCUUCAUCGUCGUCACCAUCGCCCUCACCUGCUGCAAGUCCUUCAGCAGGCGCCAUCCGUGGAACAUCGUGGGAUUGGCUGUGGUGACCCUGAGCAUGUCGUACAUGGUGGGGACCAUCGCCUCCUUCCACAACACCACUGCCGUGGUGGUCAGCGUGGGCGCCACGCUGGCCAUCACCAUCACCGCUGUCGCCUUUUCAGCACAGACGUGGUUUGAUCUGACCGUGUGGAACGGGGUUCUGCUGAUUCUGGCUGUGGAUCUGUUGAUGUUUGGAAUCUUCUGCUCGCUCCACAGCUACUACUACACCCCUAUCACUCACAUCGUGUACGGGUGUCUGGGAGCUCUGCUCUACUCACUGUUCCUGAUGUUUCACUGUCAGCUGAUGAUGGGAUGGAUGAGCGACUGCCAGGAUCCAGAGGAAUACAUCACCGCCGCCCUCAACAUCUACCUGGACGUGAUGCUCAUCUUCCUCUUCAUCCUGGGGAGGAGGUGAAACGGGACACAAACACAUACGCGCUGCAAAGUGGAGAAGUCCUCAUAGAAGAGAACACGCCCCCCCCCCCCCCCGCUUAUCGUUUUUGUUUUGUUUUUUAAAGUUAGACUGAUGGAAUAAAUGUAAACACAACAGACU